ACGGAAUCAGUCACGCUUUCUGUCCCAUUCGUUGCUGCAGCUCCGAAAAAAAUAUAUUCCGGCCAGAAGGCAGGAGUCGCUACAUAACGGUAUCAGUGAAAAACAACGAUGGCUUUGGAGUCGCGGAUCACGCAGGAGGAGAUAAAGAAGGAGCCGGAGAAGCCCAUCGACAGAGAGAAGACCUGCCCCCUCCUGCUGCGAGUGUUCACCACCAACAGCGGCCGACACCACCGGGUGGAUGAAUUUGCUCGAGGCAACGUUCCGUCCAGCGAACUGCAAAUAUACACAUGGAUGGAUGCUACCCUGAAGGAGCUGACCAGCUUAGUGAAGGAAGUGUAUCCAGAAGCCAGGAAAAAGGGGACCCACUUCAGCUUUGCUAUCGUCUACCCCGAUCCCAGAGGGAAAAUGUACAAGUUGAAAGACAUCGGCAGCACUGUGUCCGGCAGGAAGGGUGCAGAUGACUCCAUGACGUUGCAGUCUCAGCGCUUCCAGAUCGGAGACUAUCUGGAUAUAGCGAUCACGCCGCCCAACAGAGCCCCGCCGCUGAGCGCACGAAUGAGGCCCUUCUGAACACACACAGACCUACAACAAACCUGUUCGUUUUUGUUGUUUUGUUUUACUUUUUAAUCAUCUCUGAUGGUUUUGCCUCAUUUUAUAAAAUGUGAUGUGAAAUAAAGUUGUCUUUUUUUUUUUUUCCAAA
Messenger RNA from Stegastes partitus (bicolor damselfish), 700 nucleotides. RefSeq names its product Sin3A-associated protein (gene sap18). The transcript is spliced from 4 exons. Bases 109 to 570 code for a protein of 153 amino acids. Gene Ontology annotation, biological process: negative regulation of DNA-templated transcription. NCBI's taxonomy places the organism in Eukaryota, Metazoa, Chordata, Actinopteri, Pomacentridae. The record is from RefSeq and is a predicted model, not a curated record. Gene Ontology annotation, cellular component: nucleus. Gene Ontology annotation, molecular function: transcription corepressor activity; transcription factor binding.